Moneuplotes crassus is the source of this 1261-nucleotide messenger RNA. Lineage: Eukaryota; Ciliophora; Spirotrichea; Euplotida; Euplotidae. The record is from the annotation of a GenBank genome assembly.
AAUAAAUGAGUGACAUUGGACAAAUUAGGAAAGCAAAGAAGAUUGAGAAGAUUAAGAAGAACAGUACAUUCAGCAUCAAUCAGAGAGCUUUUAACCCUAAAUGGAAAAUAGCCAAGGGCAGGUUUAUAAAUAAGUUGGGUAAAAUUAAAAGAGCUCCAAGAAAAGCCCAAACUGAUUAUGAAAAAAUCAGCAAGGAACGAUUCCUGAGAAUCAAAAGUUUCUCUCCUGCCAACAAGAUCUUAAAAAGAGGCACCAAAGAGACUAAUUUCAUCGAAAAGAAAGCCAGUAGAAACAUUCCUAAACUUAGCAUGUUCUCAAGGAAAAAUAAUCCUAGAGUACUCAGCCCAGUUGCCAAAAUGAUGAACAAGCUUGUUUUACAUGGCUAUAAUUCGCAGGACUCCUCGUCAAAAAGGAGCUCUAAAAGAGGAACUCCAUUUUCUAAAUAUUCAAACAAGAGGAUAAUUUUCAACUUCAAGCCAAAGUUCUCAAAGUUUAACAAGCCAGACAAAAUUAAGAAGCUGUCUAACAGCAGGAUAUCCAAGAUAUUUGGAGAUUUCUCUCCCUCAUCUUCAAAGCAUAAUGUAUCUGUGAAUCAAAGAUAUAAUGAUCUUUCUACUUUGCAGACACCUUCAGAGCAAAGAAGUGUCUUUAGAAGAAGAAUAUCUCAUUGAGGGCCUUCGAACUCUAUAUUUCAGAACUUUGAGGUUUACAACUCGAUUAACCAAGAAGAAAGUCCUGCCAAUAUUCUUGCUAAUUUUCAGGAUUGCAUUGAUGAUUCAACUGAAAACAUCUAAUUCCUUGAUUAUGCAAAUAACUGAUAAAGAGAUUCCUCAGAUGAUUGCAUAUUCGAGAUAAUACUAAGUUUUUAUAAGAAAUUCAUAGAUUCAUGAAUCAAAGUUAACCUUAUUUUAGCUUAAAUCUCUAUUCAAAAAUUCAAAGAGAUUUUAAUAGUUUGGAUCUAAACAGGAAAUAAGGACUUGCUCAGGUUAUUAUACUAACCUUUUUCUUAAGAUAGAAAAUUCAUUUUCGACCAAGAGGAUGGUAGAUCUAGGAUACACUUUCAUAAACCUUGUAAAUUAGUAGACAUAAAGCCUGUGGAUCAGUUUUAAAGUUUACCUAUGCUAUAGAUGAAACCCAGGCUUUUUAAUUUUUCUAGCUCUUUGCUGUUUCAGCAGAGAAAUGCUAUUGAAAUUCAGCUAAAUUUCAUUUGAGUUAUGAAUCCAUGAUGAGCAAGUUAGUAAUUUAUCUCUAAAUCAGCUUU